UCCAAUUCUAAUUUCAAACUCCCAAUUCUCCCCAAUCAAACACCCUUUAUAUUUUAUUUGUUAUCAAGUGGAACGCUUUCCGCUUGUCUUAGCCAAAACAGUGUCACAUUUCCUAUGUCCGAUCCCCAGGUGGCUGGAUGGCUGGAUAAGGGUUAUCCCGUGGCCUCCAGGUAUAACAAUGUUAUUUUAACAUCAAUUGGAUCUUCAGCUGUUAUCGACGUGUUACCAAGAGCUUCGUACAUGGUUUUUAGUGCCACGGCUUACAUGCACGUGGCAACGCCCAUGCAUCAACGUGGCCAAAAAUGCUAGCCUCUCUCGGGGUAUAAAUCCCAAAAAAAAGCCUCAGACGGCUUUCCGUUUCAUGGACAUCACCAGCUGAUCAGUGCCGAGGAGGAGUUUGUGUGUAAAGCUCAAGGUAAAGCACGAGACAGAGAAAGAGAUCAAGUAAUUAAGUAAUUAUCGGAACAGUAUGUCAGGGGCGCAAGGAGCACAGCCCAAGGGGUCGUUGACGGCGACGACAUACGAAUCGGUGCAGGAAGGGGAUAACAGGACGAGGACAGGCCUCCGCUCCGAUAAGGACGAGGGUCCCAUCCAGAUCGACAACCUCCAGGACAAGGUCGACGAUGCCGCCGGCAAGGGUGGCCCCGUGUUUGGUGCCGGAAAGGAGGAGGGCAAAGCCGACCUCGGCGUCACCGGCACCGGUUGAACAACUAAAAGGCUGCUGCAAAGGUCGAUCUUUGCAACGAAGAUGGUUUCGGUAAUUACUUGUUAAUUAUAGUAGCCUGCUUGUAAUAAUAAGCUAGUGUGACUUGCUUUCAGAUACUAGAAGUUACAGAAGAGGAACGUAAUAAACUCGCCACCUCCAUUCUGUGCGUCGCACCUCA
This is a messenger RNA of Elaeis guineensis (African oil palm), 884 nucleotides long. The record is from RefSeq and is a predicted model, not a curated record. NCBI's taxonomy places the organism in Eukaryota, Viridiplantae, Streptophyta, Magnoliopsida, Arecales, Arecaceae.